GCCCCCGGCAGCGGCCCACGCACAAGAUACCUGCUAGCGUUUGGGCGCAGAGAUCCUUCGCGCUGAUGCGCUCGACGGUUCUUAAACCUCUCCAGCCUGGAUCUCCCCUCGAUUCCAAACUAAGCCCGGGAUGCCCGGCUUACGCAUCGCUGGCAACCUCCCAACGCCGGAAGCCCAUUAUGCCCACCCUUUAAAGCAGCUGGACGAAGGGACGCGCGCUCUCCUCCUUUACGGCAGGGGUGCGCGCGUUUGCGACAGCGUGACGCCCGCAGAGUUUUGGCGGGAAAAGCGCAGCAUUUGGAUUCCUGUGGUGGCGGCCAAAGGACGGCCUGCCGUGGUCCGUGGUGGAGUCAUGGCGGUGCCCUUUGUGGAAGACUGGGACUUGGUGCAAACCCUGGGAGAAGGUGCCUAUGGAGAGGUUCAACUUGCUGUGAAUAGAAGAACCGAAGAAGCAGUUGCAGUCAAGAUUGUAGACAUGAAGCGUGCCGUAGACUGUCCAGAAAAUAUUAAGAAAGAGAUCUGUAUCAAUAAAAUGCUAAAUCAUGAGAAUGUGGUGAAAUUUUAUGGUCACAGGAGAGAAGGCAAUAUCCAGUAUCUAUUUCUGGAGUACUGUAGUGGAGGAGAACUUUUUGACAGAAUAGAGCCAGACAUAGGCAUGCCUGAACAAGAUGCUCAGAGGUUCUUCCAUCAACUCAUGGCGGGGGUGGUUUAUUUGCAUGGUAUUGGGAUAACUCACAGGGAUAUUAAGCCAGAAAAUCUCCUAUUGGAUGAAAGGGAUAACCUCAAAAUCUCUGACUUUGGCUUGGCAACGGUGUUUCGGCAUAAUAAUCGUGAACGUUUAUUGAACAAGAUGUGCGGUACUUUACCUUAUGUUGCUCCAGAACUUCUAAAGAGAAAAGAAUUUCACGCAGAACCAGUUGAUGUUUGGUCCUGUGGAAUAGUACUUACAGCAAUGUUGGCUGGAGAAUUGCCAUGGGACCAGCCCAGUGACAGUUGUCAGGAAUACUCUGAUUGGAAAGAAAAAAAAACAUACCUCAACCCUUGGAAAAAAAUUGAUUCAGCUCCUCUAGCUUUGCUGCAUAAAAUCCUAGUUGAGAAUCCAUCAGUAAGGAUUACCAUCCCAGACAUCAAAAAAGAUAGAUGGUACAAUAAACCACUCAAGAAAGGGGCAAAGAGGCCCCGAGUCACUUCAGGUGGUGUAUCAGAAUCUCCUACUAGAUUUUCUAAGCACAUUCAAUCCAAUUUGGACUUCUCUCCAGUGAAUAGUGCCUCUAGUGAAGAAAAUGUGAAGUAUUCCAGUUCCCAGCCAGAACCACGGACAGGUCUUUCAUUAUGGGACACCAGUCCUUCAUAUAUUGAUAAACUGGUACAAGGGAUCAGUUUUUCCCAACCCACGUGUCCUGAUCACAUGCUCCUGAAUAGUCAAUUACUUGGCACUCCAGGAUCCUCACAGAACCCUUGGCAGCGCUUGGUUAAAAGGAUGACACGAUUUUUUACCAAAUUGGAUGCAGACAAAUCUUAUCAAUGCCUGAAAGAGACUUGUGAGAAAUUGGGCUAUCAGUGGAAAAAGAGUUGUAUGAAUCAGGUUACUGUAUCAACAACUGAUAGGAGAAACAAUAAACUGAUUUUCAAAGUGAAUUUGGUAGAAAUGGAUGAGAAGAUCUUGGUUGACUUUCGGCUUUCUAAGGGUGAUGGAUUAGAAUUCAAGAGACACUUCCUGAAGAUUAAAGGGAAGCUGAGUGAUGUUGUGAGCAGCCAGAAGGUUUGGCUUCCUGCCACAUGAGAGAUCCAUUGGAUUCCUGAUGAAUAUAGUGCUGCUAUGUUGACAUUAUUCUUCCUAGAGAAGAUUAUCCUAUUCUGCAAACUGCAAACAAUAGUCUCUGAAGAGUUGACUUCCCUCUAGCCAAACAUUUUCCAAUUCUUUUUGCAUGUUCUUCAUACAAACAACAUCUAUAUCUUCACUGUAAGUAAAGCUUUGGGGAACCGAUGGAUAGAAUUCGUUAGAUAUUUCUUCAUCCUGUGUUUAGUGUCUAAAGACCCAUGUGAUGGAAACCAAGCUUUGGGGAUACAUGAGCUUACCAGCUUUUAUACCAAUGUAAUGAAAGAUGAUAUUCUUGUCGCAUUAUUGACAAGACAUUUGGUUUCAUCCAAAAAGUAGGUAUUUCCUCUAUGUUGAUUUAAUUAUAUGGAUGGAUUAGUAAUAAAGCAAUCCUGUGACUUUUGGACAGUAAAUUUUUCAGUCUAUAAAGUGAAGCCAACUUCAAAAAAUAUAUCCUCAAGAUUUGUACUUAUAUUUUCACAAGGGCCUUAUCAGAUAUAUAAAUCUGUUUUUGAAUUAUAACUGUUAAUUAAAAUUGCAAGUAGAUAUGUUUUCUCCAUUGUAGUUAAUAAUAUAUAAAAUACUGGUUGGUCUUUCAAGUAGAUGUUGAGCAUGGACUCUAGUGCUUAACUACCUUUACUCUAAAAUUACUGUUGCACAUUUAAAAUAUUUUUCUAUAUUAUUUUCUACUUUCACAGCCAUAUUUUAAUUCUUUAUUACAGAAAUAAAUUCUAUUUUGAAAAUGAAUAGCUAACUCUGUGGACUUCUUGGUGACCAAGCUUCUAGGUAGUAGGGAAUAAAAAAGGAGGGAGAAGUAAGGAAACUGUGAAAAAAAUAGAUCUGAUUCCUAAUUCUUUUACUAUUAGAUUUACUAAGACUUUGUUCUUCUGAUAAAAUAUAUAUUAAUUUUUGAAUGUAUUAGGUUGGGCCCUGUAUUCCUUUUUCCUGGUAAUUUAUAAAAUUAAUCAUCUUAGUCUGAAGCUAAGAACUUGUGAAAUUUUAUUGUUAGAGUUUAUUGCUUAUUAGUGUAUACUGGUAAAUUGUGUUAACUGCAGUAUAUCCAUAGGAGAAAUAAAUUUGAAGUGAUAGGUGACUCCUAAGAAUUGAGCCAGUAAAUUCUCAAAUAUGAAAAAUUUUGUUCUUGAAAAUUGUCUUUAGUAACUCUCAAAAACAGUUAUCUCAGACUUUGGCCUCUCCUGUGAGCUUUCGACUAUUAAAGACACAGCCAAGCUGACAUUUCCACUUGACUCAUAGUGAACAUGUGACCAAAACCAGCUUUUGGUCUGUGUCUUCUAACCUGUUCCUCCCUAGUUUCUCUUUAUGCCAGUAAUGCUACAUUCAGCUCUCCGGUUCUCUAAGCCAAAACCCCAGGAACCUUCCUUGACUUGGUUUUCAUAUUGUACAUUUAAUACAGCAAAUCCUAUUCAAUUUAGCAAAUUAUUCACAAUCUAUCCUACUUCACACUUCUACUAGAAGCACUCUAGUUGAAGGCACUGUUACCUCUCUUUUCAUAUUACUUAUCCUUCAACAGUUCAAAAAGGCAGCCAGAAUGAUCUUUCAAAAAUGUGAAUCAGGAAUCCUUCCCCUGUUCUCAACUCUAAUGGCUUUUCAUCACACUUAAAACAAAAUUCAAAAUUUUCUCUUUUACCUCCUGGCUUUAUGGGAUCUGCUGUCUUACCAGCAUCUGGGCCUGCUUUGCCACUUUCUCACUUAUCCUGCCCUAGGUGCAUUUGCUUUGCACAUAUUCUUAUUUCAAGAUCUUUUCCUUUGCUGUUCCCUUUCCCUGGAGUGCUUUACUCCCAAACAUUUGUGUGGCUUGCGCUUCACUUUAAGUCCUUGCUUAAGUGUCACCCAUUAUGCAAAGUCUUUCCUUGACUUAUCUAAAAUGUUACCCCACUUCUAUCAUUCUUUACUUGUCAUCAUAACACUUACUAUCUGAUGUUAUAAGAUAUUUUUAUUUACCUAUUAAAUGUCUAUUUCCCUCAUUGCAGUAUGUAAUAUAUAAGCUCCUUGAGGUCAGGGAUCCUAUAUGCUGUGUUCAGUUCUGUGUCCCCAGCACCUAUAGGAACAGUGCCUGAUGUCUUACAGCAUGCAAUGAAUAGUUGUUAAGUGAAGAAAUAGAUACUCAUUGAUCCGGUAUAUCCUUAGAAUAGAUCUGGGAGCUGAAGACUACUGUCCAUUUUGAUUGCUGCCACUCUUAAUUCAAGCUCCUUCAUCUCCUCCCUGGAUUUCUUACUAAAAACUAAUGUCUUCCCACUUCCACUCUUGGCAUUUCCCAACCCUCUCUCCCUCCAAGUCUUUUCUAGACAUAGGUCCUAACUUUUUUUUUU
Messenger RNA from Lontra canadensis (Northern American river otter), 4149 nucleotides. It is a transcript of the gene CHEK1, whose product is annotated as checkpoint kinase 1. Gene Ontology annotation, molecular function: ATP binding; protein serine/threonine kinase activity. Bases 131 to 1783 code for a protein of 550 amino acids. NCBI's taxonomy places the organism in Eukaryota, Metazoa, Chordata, Mammalia, Carnivora, Mustelidae. Gene Ontology annotation, biological process: mitotic G2 DNA damage checkpoint signaling; protein phosphorylation. The record is from RefSeq and is a predicted model, not a curated record. The transcript has 13 exons. Gene Ontology annotation, cellular component: site of double-strand break; nucleus; cytoplasm.